AUGGACGUGGAUAGAGAAGACUAUCGCCAAAAUCAAGUAUCCAUUCAACGUUCAUUGAGUCCUGUCCAACGCGCCUCCUCCGUGCCGCACCGUCUGCCGCAUUUUACGGUCGGUUAUGUCUAUUCUCAGGACAUGAUGCUCCAUUCAUCGGCAACUGGAGAGCAUCCGGAGCAGCCAGAACGAAUAUCAAGAAUCCGAACGGCAAUUCGCGACGCGAAUUUAUUACAGAAAAUGAAACAAAUCCCGAUUCGACCUGUAAAGCGAGAUGAAGUCCUUCUUGUCCAUUCUCAAGAACAUUGGCACAAGGUCCUUGCGAUUCAAUCAAUGACACCGUCCGAAAUUUUUGAAUCAGAAGCUUAUUAUGAGUCCCUAUCUCUGUACGUUACCAGUGGUACUACCCGAGCUGCGCGCUUGAGUUGUGGAGGCGUGAUUGAGGCCUGUCUCGCUGUAGCUCGUAAUGAGCUGAAGAAGACCUUUGCAAUAGUACGACCCCCCGGGCACCAUGCUGAGCCUGAGGAGCACAUGGGUUUUUGUUUUUUCAACAAUGUCGCUGUCGCUGCAAAGGUCACACAGUUUCUGACUCCAGUCAGAAAGAUCUUGAUACUCGACUGGGAUGUACAUCAUGGUAAUGGAACACAGCGUGCUUUCAAUGAUGAUCCCUCUGUUCUGUACAUCUCGUUGCAUCGCUACGAGCGAGGGCAAUUUUACCCGUGUGGACCAUUUGGCAGCAUGGAAUCUUGUGGUGAAGCGGCUGGCCUCGGCUACUCCGUCAAUAUACCCUGGCCGAAGAAGGGCAUGACAGAUGCGGAUUAUAUCCACGCCUUCCAACAAAUCGUGAUGCCAAUAGGAAUGGAAUUUGCCCCAGAUCUAGUGAUUAUCUCUGCUGGCUUUGACGCUGCUGUUGGGGAUGAUCUUGGCGAAUGUUUUGUUUCUCCAGCGGGAUACGCACACAUGACACACAUGUUAUCGGGGCUUGCUGGUGGAAAGUUAGUUGUCGCCUUAGAGGGUGGCUAUAACCUUGAUUCGAUAUCUAAUUCUUCUCUCGCAGUCGCUCGCGUACUUCUCGGCGAGGCUCCUCCUGAACUCCCUCCUAUGGUUGCGUCUGAGGCAGGGACAGAGACAGUUUGGCAGGUUGCUAUGGAGCAGAGCAAAUACUGGAAGAGCGUGAACCCAAAGGCCUGUGAACCACGCGAAGAGGUCGAUGAAAUAUCAUUCUCAAUCCCAGAAAUUCUCAAGGGCCACAGACAACACUUUCUCUACACGCAAUACCAAAUGCUCCAGGUUCCAUUAAUGACCAAGAUGUUUGAAGAGCGUUUCGGCUCUCAAGUUAUGUGCACGAAUGACUUUUUAGAAAAUCCUACAAUUAUUGUAUUUGUCCAUGAAUUUGGAAAUUUGCGCAUAGAACUAGAUGGAAAGCCUACGUGCGAUGUGCAGAUGGAGAACUCUUACCUAAUCGACUUUUCGAAGGAACUCAUUUCAUGGAUUAUGAAGGAAAAAUAUGCCCUGCUCGAUGUCAAUGUCUUUCCGAGACCAUUUGCCUCGCCUCUGCCGCGCGGCCACAAACACGUAGAGUCGUGGACACGGGACGUUCUUACAUACCUAUGGGAUAACUAUAUACAGCUUUCAGGAGCGAAAAAUAUUGUCUUCAUUGGACAUGGCCCCGGCUGUCAUGCACUUAUGGAGCUUAUGGAGAGCCGUCCGGUUGGCAUGAUUCGCUAUGUCAAUACGGUGAUACAGGUUGUGGGAAACAUAAGCAUCCCGCUGAUACCCAAGGACGCAGAUGAGCUCCGAGCAUGGUAUUCUAAGAACUCGGUCGUAAUUGUCCAUCCAGAGCACCCAGCGUUUGCUCCUGAAGCGAGGAUUCUAAAGAGGCAUGGUAGAGUCCUUCAGAUCGACGAGAGCAAACCCAUCAAGCUCAUUAUGAAAGGGCUCCCUUUAAUUCAGGAGUAUGUCAGACAGUCCCUCGUAGGAAAGCCGCAAUAA
Suillus subaureus is the source of this 1983-nucleotide messenger RNA. RefSeq names its product histone deacetylase clr3. NCBI's taxonomy places the organism in Eukaryota, Fungi, Basidiomycota, Agaricomycetes, Boletales, Suillaceae. The record is from RefSeq and is a predicted model, not a curated record. Gene Ontology annotation, cellular component: histone deacetylase complex. Gene Ontology annotation, biological process: chromatin organization. Gene Ontology annotation, molecular function: histone deacetylase activity. Bases 1 to 1983 code for a protein of 660 amino acids. The transcript is spliced from 17 exons.